AUGCGCGUGCCCGUCGAGCUGUACCGCGGCGGCACGAGCCGCGGCCUCGUGCUGGCCACGCAGGCGCUCGCGCCGUUUCCCCAGGCCGUGCGCGACCGCAUCCUCUGCACGGCCAUGGGAUCGCCUGACCCGGAUGGACGCCAGAUCGACGGCGUCGGCGGCGGCGUCUCGUCGCUGUCGAAAGCGGCCAUCGUGUCGGUGCCGGCGUCCGCGGUGAGCAAGCGCACGUACGAGGCUGUGCGUCGCUUGGGAGAUGCGUGGGCCUUCCCCGGCGCGGCCGACGCCGACGACCCGCGCCGCGCCGCGGACCCGCGCACCGGCUACGACGUCGUGUACCGCUUUGGCCAGGUGCCGGUGCACAGCGGCUAUGACAUCGACUGGUCCAGCACGUGCGGCAACUUCCUGUCGGCGGCGGCCCUGCAUGCCUAUACACACCAUGCGCCGGCCUUCGGCGCUCGGAUCGCCCAGGCGGCCACAAGGGCCACGUACCGCUUGCCAUUGCGACUCCUCCUCGCCGACUCGGGCAAGCGGGUGACGGUGCAUGUGCCGCUCGAGCGCACGGGCAGCGGCACAUGGGUCUUGUCGCGCCACGCCGAUACGCAGAUCGCGGGCGUGCCAGGCCGCGCGCCCGGCCUGCAGAUCCACGUCCCGCUGGACGCGCCGCCGCUGCCGACCGGGCGCGCGCGCGACACAGUGCACAUACAGGGGCGGGCCGUGCCCGUAUCGGUGGUCGAUACGGGCCUUCCCGUCGUGUUUGUGCACGCCGCCGAUCUGCAGGUGCCGCGCGAGCACAUCGUGCAGACGGCCGCCCAGCUAGACGCGGAUCCCGCGCUGCUGGCGCGCGUCGAGGAGGUGCGGCAGCAGGCGGCGCGCCUCACGCCUGCGCUCGCUGCCCAGCUCUGUAUGUCGGCGCCCAAAGUGUGCCUGGUGCAUCCCCGCACACCGUACACCACGUCGGGCGGCGCGUCUGUCGCGGCCAACGACAUGGACGUGCUUGUGCGCGCCGUCUCGGUGGGACAAGUGCACCGCUCCAUUAUGGCUACGGCGCUCUCGUCGCUCGUCACGGCAUCGGCGUACACGGACUCAGUCGUGGCCGAGGCUUGGCGCCAGGGCGGUGGCACGCACUGCCCCGCCUCCGCAGCACGCUCGUCGUCCGAGGGUCUGCGCGCCCUGACGGUAGGCCACCCCGCCGGCACAUCGCUCGCGAUGGUCCAGCUGGCGCACGACGAGCCGGUCGCUGUCGUGUACGACCGCACCGCGCGCUGCAUCCUCCAUGGGCACGCCGAGAUCCCGCCGUUCCCUGGACUGGCACAGGCGCAGCCCAUGGAUCUCUAG
This is a messenger RNA of Malassezia sympodialis ATCC 42132, 1335 nucleotides long. RefSeq lists its product as uncharacterized. Lineage: Eukaryota; Fungi; Basidiomycota; Malasseziomycetes; Malasseziales; Malasseziaceae. The record is from RefSeq and is a predicted model, not a curated record.